Messenger RNA from Anopheles coustani, 2370 nucleotides. Its product is annotated as hemicentin-1. Lineage: Eukaryota; Metazoa; Arthropoda; Insecta; Diptera; Culicidae. The record is from RefSeq and is a predicted model, not a curated record. The transcript is spliced from 10 exons. The coding region runs from base 15 to 1757 and encodes 580 amino acids. Gene Ontology annotation, cellular component: neuronal cell body; axon; plasma membrane. Gene Ontology annotation, molecular function: axon guidance receptor activity; protein binding. Gene Ontology annotation, biological process: homophilic cell-cell adhesion; synapse organization.
GGGCCCGCGCAACGAUGGCCGCACUAAAUACCGCCCGGUGGUAUCAAGCACAUCCGGCGACGGCUAUUAGCAGAAUGGCGGCCGGCAAAAACGGCGCACCCGACACCAUCAACAGUGGCAACGAUCCCGCCAAGCGCGGCGUCCGAUCCAUCGCCACCGUAAACUGCGCCAGCAACAGAGUGGCCGCGGCCAGCGUCGACCAUCGAAGUCAACGAGGCGUAGUUAAUUGCUUUCUACGAUUUAUUUUCCUUCGCAACAUUUUCAUUCUCCUCAUCGUCGUCAGCAGUCUGCUAGUGUCAACGACAGAUGCGGUCAUCUCCAGUCGUGGCAGCAGCAGCAGCAGUAAGAGCAGUUCGUCGCCAAACAACGGGCUGGUGCCACGGUUUAUCUCUAGGGGGCACACUUACCGGGCGGUGGUCGGGGACACCCUUGUGCUACCGUGCGAGGUUGAAAAUCUGGGAACGCUGGUGCUGCUGUGGCGACGAGGCUCGAAUGUGCUCACCGCGUCCCAGCUGAUGGUAACGCGCGACGAGCGAAUACGGCUUGUCAACGGGUAUAAUCUGGAGAUCUCCGAGCUGGAACCGCAGGACGCCGGUGACUACGUCUGUCAGAUCAGCGACAAGGUCAACAAGGACCAGGUGCACACGGUGGAAAUUCUCGUGCCACCGAGUGUCCGCGCCAUCCCACCGACGGGCCAGGUGACAGCUCGCAAAGGCGGCGCCGUUACGCUCGAGUGUAAAGCGUCCGGUAAUCCGGUCCCAUCCAUCUACUGGACCAAACGCCAGAGUGGUGCCGGAAAAUCGGCGGCCAAGAUCGGCGAAGGACCCGUCCUGUCGCUGGAGCGCGUCGAACGUCAGCAGGCCGGCGUGUAUCAGUGCACCGCGGACAACAGUGUCGGUGAUCCGGUCACCGUGGACAUGCGGCUGGACGUGUUGUAUCCGCCGGAUAUCAGCGUGGAAAAGUCGUGGAUCCACUCGGGCGAGGGGUUCGAGGCGCAGCUGGAGUGUAUCGUGCACGCGGAUCCGCAACCGACGGUCUCAUGGAAUCAGAACUCAUUUCCGCUGCAGCCAACCGACCGGCGUACGAUGUCGUCCAGAGGCAACCGACACACGCUCACCAUUCUCCACGUGCAGCAGGAAGACUUUGGCAACUACAGCUGCGUUGCGGAUAACUCGCUCGGAAGGUCGAAAAAGUACAUGGAAGUGUCGGGACGGCCGGGACCGGCCGACUUUCUGUCGCCACCGUGGAGCCGCUCGACGGACACCUUCAAUCUGACCUGGAAAGUGGAGAGCUACCCGCCGCUGCAGGAGGUCCGGCUGCUCUACCGGAAGCUCAUGAUGAACGAGACAUUCCAGCAACCGGGACGAUGGCACGACGUCAUCCUCACGCCGGCUCCCCGACCCCCAUCGGAGCCGUUGACGCACGUCAUGGCCUUUACGCUGCGCGGCCUACAGCACAGCUCCGUGUACGAGGCCAUCGUGCAGGCGAAGAACCGAUACGGCUGGAACGAGGUGAGCGACAUCUUCCAGUUCUACACGCAACGGUUAACGUCCGACAUCCACUCGGAGGAGAUGCAGGUGGCCAGCUCAACAUCGCGCUCCGGUGCCACAUCACUCCACCGGUCCACCGCGCUCCGAUCAACGACGGCCUGGUUGGCGCUGAUGGCGUUACUUCCGGUCAUCCCUUGGCUCAUGACAACGUUCGGCGCUCUUCUGGCCGGCACGCUCUCCAAUCCAUCCCAUCGCGCCGUCAUCUAAGAACGAUCACCGACGGCAGAUCGCGCCCAAGAGUAGAGGUCCCCAUCUGUCCAAACCGUUCUCCGAGACACAUCACUACCCUCCCCCCUCCCCUCGCCCGAGGCACUCAUUACGGCGCAACUCAGCUCACAGCUCGUGGUAGGCGUUGGUUGGUUCCGAGGGGAACGACACUCGCCACGACGACGGUAAAGUCGCAUUAGCCGGUAGACACAAUCCGCACCUAACGUAAUCGGCAAGCCGAUGGCAAGCCAGCUAGAGAAAUUAUAUCAUAGCGAAAGGAUCGACCGCAUCAUCUCAUCGCCGGUUAGGUGAUUCGAGGUAAAUAGUAGCUACAUUUCAACACUGGAUCGCAGAUAGUAUGUUCCAUCAGCUUUCUUUGGGAAACCAUCCAAAAAAAACCAAAAAGGGCACGAAAUAGACAUAAAGCAAGAGUGGAGCGACGGAGAAGAUUGACAUAGUCAUCGCGUCGGAACGGCCGGGAGUAAUACAUACAGUCAGUCAGGAUAUUAUCCGCACAGUCACAAAUUUAAUCUUUAAGCCUGGUUAUCUGAGCGAAUACGAGACCUAGGACAACCGUUUAAACGACAUAUCGUAGGUAAACCACUAUUUUGUA